CGCACCGUAGGUUGGAUCACACAGCUUGUUGUCGACACCUCCGAGCGUCGGCAGUCGAUUGCGACUGUCCUCCUCCAGCGUCUGAAGGCUUCUGGCUUGUUUGACUCGGUCACGGUAGUCGGGCUUGCCUCGUCCCAUCCUGCUGCAUGCGCUGCUCUUGCUAAGCUUGCCGGUGCUUGUAUCAGCAUCGUGGAUACAGGUUUCAUUGCUGAGAAUGCCCGGAACGUGCUCAGUAGUACGACGGUUGACUAUUUGAAAUCUGCCAAGCUCCACGGUAGUCUUUUCGGGGGCGACUUCGUACCGGGCACCGUAUCCUUGGUCUUUACAAACUUUUAUGUUGAUCAUGAUGAGCCUCUGGCAGCACUCAGGGAGGUCUGUGAGCAUAGAACCUGGUGUCUUGGUGACCUUCUAGAAGGUCAUGAAUUUAUAUGCAUGGCUCCCAUGCAAGCACCCUCUCUGGUUGCUCCUACAGUGCCGUUGGGUGGAGGUGAUGUGAUUCCAGUAGGGACUCGUCAUGUUCACUUCCAAGGUUGUCUUUGCUUUGUAAUUGCUUUCCUCCUGGUGUUGUUGCUUUGCUAUGCCGAAACCUAA
Messenger RNA from Postia placenta MAD-698-R-SB12, 591 nucleotides. RefSeq lists its product as hypothetical. The transcript is spliced from 2 exons. NCBI's taxonomy places the organism in Eukaryota, Fungi, Basidiomycota, Agaricomycetes, Polyporales, Adustoporiaceae. The annotation marks the transcript as partial. The record is from RefSeq and is a predicted model, not a curated record.